This is a messenger RNA of Archocentrus centrarchus (flier cichlid), 2236 nucleotides long. Its product is annotated as torsin-1A-interacting protein 2-like. The coding region runs from base 152 to 1738 and encodes 528 amino acids. NCBI's taxonomy places the organism in Eukaryota, Metazoa, Chordata, Actinopteri, Cichliformes, Cichlidae. Gene Ontology annotation, cellular component: membrane. Gene Ontology annotation, molecular function: ATPase activator activity. Gene Ontology annotation, biological process: membrane organization. The transcript has 8 exons. The record is from RefSeq and is a predicted model, not a curated record.
UAGUGCCACGUUUGGUCAUCUCCAUAGGAAAAAGGGCACUGCUAAACGUUCCGCUCCAAAAUUAAGCCAGCUGUGAGUGCAACGCUUGCUAACUAAAAGCUAAGGAACCGUCUUGUCCGCGGCGAUAUGAUCCAUGACAUAUUUGUGAACCAUGAGUGAAGUGAAUGAAGGCCACCAAUCCGAAGACAUGGCAGAGGAAGCCACCAACCAGGGCAGAAAAGAUGGAGAUUCAACUGAAAAAGGGGUGCUUUACCCUGAAGGUGGAUGUUCUCCCAGUAAGGACAGCACACUGACGAAGGAGGAGAAAAGCCAUCUUAGUGAAGCCAGUGUUGAAAGUCAUGGUGAUGGCAUACACAAGGCACCAAAAAAUGAGAACCCGUCCAUAAUAAAAAAGCAAAAUUCAGAGAAUAGUGAAGGAGAAACACCGUUGAAAUCCUGUGAGGAGGAGAGCAAAGACAGUGAUCCGGCUCAGAAGCAGCAACACAUGGUUACAGCAGACAGUGAUUCACCUGAAAAGGAGGAGAAGGAUGAAAAAGAAGGAUUUUCUCCCGAUGAUGGCAGCAAACAGAUGGAGAAGAAAACCCAUUUUAGUCAAGAUAAUGUCCAACAUAAUGGUGAUGAGAAAAAAGACCCGCCAAAAAAUGAGCCAAAAUCAGACAAAAGUCACACCCCAGAGCAGGAAGCACCAAAACCAACCGCUUCACCAAUCCCGGAUGACAAAAAGGAUGACCAGGAAGGUGGAACGAAAAUUAAGCUUAAUGAAGAAAUCCCGGACAGGAACGACACAGAUGCUGAAUCUGGAGCCGAAAAUGCUUCAGCUUCAGGGAAAGCACAAGUCACACAGGAGAGCCCACCGUCACCACAGAUUACAUCAGUGAAGCAGCAGUUAGAUGAAGACAGUAAUGAGGUUGAAACCAUUGGCCCCACCACUCCAGAGGCUGUUGGACCUGCAGUUCCAGAAAUUACUGGAGGAAAGAGAAAACUGCUAGCUGUGGGUGUGGUGCUGGUGGUAGUUUUUGCCAUCUUGGUGCAGCAUUUUUUCCAGCAAGAAUCUCCACCUCAGACCAGUGAUUUAUGCCAGAUAGAUGUCUUCCUCAAGCAGUUGGAAAAAGUAAAGACUCGGUUUCCUAACCAGCGUGCUGAGCUUUGGAAUAGGAGCAGGAUCCACUUGAAGAGGCACCUUCAGACCGCAGAGCCCACAGAGCCAGUGAGUCUGAUUCUCACUGCAGGCCUCAGAGCUGAGAGGACGCUGAUCUGCCUAGCUCAGGGCCUGGCCGACGCCUUUUCAUCUGCCCUCAAUGCCUCCUUCCUCCACAUAGAUGGAACCAGCAAAGCCAGCCAGGACAGUGACCAGGUCAAACUGGACAUUGACAGGAAGCUGCAGGGAGCUUUUGAAGGAGACACACCUGUAGCCAUUAUUCAUCGCUUCGAAGAGCUGCCUCCGGGCUCCACGCUCAUUUUUUAUCGCUAUUGUGACCAUGAGAAUGCUGCGUACAAGAAGACUUUUCUGCUCUUCACAGUACUGCUGGGGGAAGAGGAGGAGAUUCCUGCUAACAUUAGCUUGAGUGCCGUUGAGGAGAUGGUGGACGACCACCUUCAGAAAAAGUUCCUUUCUCAUGGCCAGCCUGUGUCUUUUGACAUGAUGGACCUGGACAAAUAUGGUGGGCUGUGGAGUCGUAUUUCUCACCUGAUCCUGCCUGUGGCAACAGAGAAAAGAAUAGAACUUGAAGGGUGCUAGAAGGCAUAUGCAGUCAUUCUAGUCUGUGCAUUAAGCUUGGUAGCACUGAUCAUUUGGGAGCUGGUAGCUAUGGUUUUUAAGACCCCAAGGAUUCUAACUUAUGAUAUUUUGAAAAUACAGAUGAAGACUUCUGGAAUAAAUAAGAAUCAUUAUGGUGUGGGAUUUAAAAAGAGAAGUAUUUGUACAUUCAUCAUGAGAAAACAUUUUUAAAAAAUGGUAUUUUAUUUCCUGUCAAUUCUCUGAUCAGAUGUAAUUAUUGACAAAUUACUGUGGGUUUAUUUGGUUUCUGCAGUAUAUUUAUAAUUAUGAUGGUAAUUUCUGGAUUUUAAAAGUUAUUUAAUUAAGUGCUUUAUUGUUCUAUAGAAAAUGAACAGAAAUCACAAAAUUGGAGGGGGAACAAUUCUGUCUGUAUAACAACAGAGGGUUUAUUAUUUUUUUCUAUUGCAAAAGAGUUGUGAGAUCCUGGAACUUAAAUGGCACCAACGUGCCUUAACCGAA